Messenger RNA from Benincasa hispida (wax gourd), 3255 nucleotides. RefSeq names its product ribonuclease Ps (gene POP1). Gene Ontology annotation, cellular component: nucleolar ribonuclease P complex; ribonuclease MRP complex. Gene Ontology annotation, biological process: tRNA 5'-leader removal. The record is from RefSeq and is a predicted model, not a curated record. Lineage: Eukaryota; Viridiplantae; Streptophyta; Magnoliopsida; Cucurbitales; Cucurbitaceae.
CUGGAUUCUUUUUUAAAAAAAUCAGUAUCAUAUUCCUCGCUCUCUCCCUCCCGCAAGAACUCACUAGCCGCGCCCGCCGCCGUUGCCGCCGCGCUGUGAGUAUCUCUGUGCAUGUCUCUCUCUAAACUGCCCCCACCUCCGAACGACGUCAGUACCGCCAACUACCACACCGUCGCCACCGUCAUUCCCCGGAAAACCCCUCCGCCGCCAGCUGGUUGCGGAGGUUGGAUUCGAAAGCUUUGAAGGAGUUAGAGUCGCUGUCUAGUGGGAUUAAAGUUAACUUUUUGGGUUAUUCAAGUGUUUUUGAUGGAAUUGAAGUUUUGAUCAAACUUGUAAAUAUCAAAAUUUUCUUGAAAGAGUUUGAGCCAAGUAGAAGAAUUCAAGCUCAUGAAACACUUCUUUCUGAUAUGAUAGCAUAGAAAGUUGAAGAAUAUCCAUUGAAAUAUCAGGAUGGGGGAGAAAGUUAUCGCUGUUAAUGGUAAGGACAGGUCAAUUCCUAGAAAUCUUAAUGUGCAUAAGUUUGUAGAGCCUCGAGCAUCUGAGCUGGAAGCUCUGCAAUCCAUCAUUUUGAAUCGGAUGAGUAGUGGUACUUGUGAUCAAAGAUCAAGGAGGAGAAGAACUUCGUCUUAUUUAACUAAUGCUUCAAGGAAAAGGAAAAAUAAGAAAAUGAAAUUGGAUAGCACCAAUCUGAAUUUAGAGAAAGAUGAGAAGAAGGCUUCUCGAAAAAUACGUCGCAGAGCUGAGCUUAAAAUGAAUUGUGAAACUGGAUUUUCUACUUCUGGAGAUAGUACCAAAAGGCUCAGAACUCAUGUUUGGCAUGCUAAGCGUUUCACUAUGACUAAGCUUUGGGGUUUUCACCUUCCUCUGGGGUUGCAAGGCAGAGGUAGGGGUUCUAGAGCUCUUUUGAAAUGGUACAAUGAUGGAGUGCUUAUACAUGAUGCUAGUUAUUACGUUCCUAUCCAGUUGGAGGGUCCAGAGGACUCUUUGAUCUCAGCGCUAAGAAUGGUGUUGGUACCAUCCAUAUUAUCUCAUUCUCAAGACAUUUCCCAUGCAAUUAUUUCUGGUGACAUAUAUGGUAGAGCAAUUCUUCAUGAUGUCAGAGCUCCAGGUAUUAAUGCAAUUGCUCCUGUAACAUAUAUGUGGCGGCCGUGUCCUUGCCGAAAUAAGGAAUUCAAUGUUGAUCAUCGUAAUAGUAAUGUAUUUAAGAUAAUAGAUGGUGCAAACAUGUCUUAUAGUACACGCCAACUUUGGGUUUGGUUACAUGCUUCUACCUCUAGUGAAGGAUAUGAUGCUCUAAAAUUUGCUUGCCAAAAAGAGAUGGGAGAGAGAAAUAUCCCAAUUUACUGUACUUCAUUAGAAGGCCAGCUUGCAAAAUUGGAAGUGUUUGGCUCGAAUGCAUCCCAGCUACUUGAAAAUGUUUUGCAUCCUGUUUCACGUGCUUUACAGAAUCUUUGGCAGUUAAAGAAGCACCCCGUUGGGGGUUUGGAAGGUAAUUCUCAUUUGAAAAUAUUUUCCAAUCAUGAAAAUGAGAAUUACAUUCCAUCUCAUGGAAUUGCAUCCGUCACUUUUAAGGAUCCUCGAAUGCUACCAAAUGAAAAGAUUGCAGACGUUCAAGAUUCAACUUCAAUGCAGAAUCCUGUUGAUUCCUCAGCUACUUAUAAUAGAGAUCCAAAAAUUUCAAGAAGUAAUGGAAUCUUAUCAUCAUCUUUGUAUUCAAUAAUCAACGAAAGUGGAUUUUUACAUGAGAACAAGGAAUUGUGGGAUGCCAACAGUGGAAUGGGGGCCCCUGUGGAAGAAUCUAUUAUUUGUGCAACAAGACAUCAUAUGCGGAUGAAUCAUUUUUGCCUUGAUGAACCACCUGCAGAGAUGGUGAAAGAUCUGAGCUCAUUGAAAUGCUCGAGCUCUUGCCCCACAUUGCUUUUAAAUGAGAAUGAUGAAAGCAGUACUCUUAUAAGAUGGUCAAUCAUAUUGCCCAUAAGUUGGGUUAAGGCAUUUUGGAUCCCUCUAAUAUCUAGGGGUGCUCGUGCAAUCGGUUUGAGAGAGAGACACUGGAUUGCAUGUGAAGUAGGAUUGCCAUCAUUUCCUUGGGAUUUUCCUGAUUGUGCCGCUUACUCGCGAUUCAUGGCAAAAGAAGCUACGGCAGCUGAAUGUUCUACUUCUUCCUCUUCAAGAUCUUUAAAGGUACCCAUUCCACCCCCAUGGGAUAGUGUCAAGAUGACUCUUUGCAAGGGACCUGAUGGAGUGGGAAAAAAUGGAGCUUGUACUGAGAAGAAUAUGACUCACGCCCAUUCAUCAUCAAAUUUUUAUGAUGGAAAUUGUGAAACUGCAGUGGUUGGUGUUGAUGAUCAGAAAUUGUUUGACGGAAUUGUGGCUCGAACGUCCUCUUCAUUGUUCGAAUUUUUGAGUGAAAUAAAACUUGAACAUUUGCCUCUGUUUCCUCGAGAACGAGAUAAGAAGGCUAGAAUUCUUGAGUUUCUUAACAAAAGCACACUAGAUCGAUGCAAAAGUAGUAUCAACCAAAUUAGUUAUACCAGCAAAUCAUGUUUCCUUAGAGUUAUUCUCCGUGCUUAUAAAAAAGGUGCUUUUGAAGAGGGAGCUGUUAUUUGUGCUCCCAAGUCAGAUGAUCUAUCUUUAUGGACUUCAAGGUCAGUAGAUGAAGAAAGAGCACUCCAAAUUCCCGAAUCUGCUGUAAGGCACUACUUCAAACUCAAAGAGCAGUCACUCUCAGAGUGGGAACUACAACUACCAGAUGAUGAUGUUGCUAGGGAAUAUCACAGGUGGCCCAUUGGCUUCGUCACCACUGGAUUCGUCCAUGGAAGCAAGAAGCCUGUUGCAGAGGGUCUUUGUGAAGCAACCUUACUAGCUCGUCUUCGAGAGCAACAGUGGGACGGUAUGUUUGCAAAAAAGAAGGAACAAAUAUAUGUGCUUGUUAGGAACUUGAGAUCUUCAGCAUACCGAGUUGCUCUUGCUAUUGUUAUCCUUGAGCAGCAGGAAGAUGAUUUAGAAUUUAUGUAACUUAAAGAUCUCUAACUCAAGGCUACGAGAAGCCUGCAGUUUUCAACCUCAUGAUGUUUUGGUGGUUCAUUUUUUUAUAACUUAGUCUAGAAAUUAGUUCUCACUUGAUUUAUUUUCCAUCCUUUUGGCUAAUGUAUAAGCUUAUGAGAGAUCAUGCAGAAUGAGGCUAUAGUGAAAUAUCAUUUGUUUUGUAGGUUUUGAUAAGGACAUUAUGUAAUUUGGGACAAAUUUCAUUUUGUA